Octodon degus (degu) is the source of this 4181-nucleotide messenger RNA. RefSeq names its product SID1 transmembrane family member 2 (gene Sidt2). The transcript has 28 exons. Bases 228 to 2801 code for a protein of 857 amino acids. Gene Ontology annotation, cellular component: membrane. Lineage: Eukaryota; Metazoa; Chordata; Mammalia; Rodentia; Octodontidae. The record is from RefSeq and is a predicted model, not a curated record.
GAGCAGGGGUCCCCGAGCAGCCCCGCACCCCUGCCCCGCGCUCUCCGUCGGCCCCGGGAGCGCCUCCGCGGCCCGGGGAGGGGACGUUUCCUAAUCUCCGGCCGGGGUUAAAGUUCUGGUCCUGGUGAGAUGCUGGAACCUGCGGCCGCGGCCGCAGCCCGUCCCGGAGGUGUCCUGUCGCCCGUCGCCGCCGCCCGCACCGCCGCCUCUGCCGCCCUUCCGGGGCCAUGUUCGCACCGGGCUUGCCCUUCUUGGUGCUCCUGGUGGCCUCGGUCGAGAGCCACAUGGGGGUCCUGGGGCCCAAGAACGUCUCGCAGAAAGACGCCGAGUUCGAGCACAUCUACGUGGAUGAGGUCAACAGCGAGCUGGUCAACAUCUACACCUUCAACCACACUGUGACCCGCAACCGGACGGAAGGUGUGCGUGUGUCUGUGAACGUCCUGAACAAGCAGAAGGGAGCGCCUUUGCUGUUUGUGGUCCGCCAGAAGGAGGCUGUGGUGUCCUUCCAGGUGCCCCUAAUCCUGCGAGGGCUGUUUCAGCGCAAGUACCUGUACCAGAAAGUGGAGCGGACGCUGUGUCAGCCCCCCACCAAGAAUGAGUCUGAAGUCCAGUUCUUCUAUGUGGACGUGUCCACACUGUCACCAGUCAAUACCACAUAUCAGCUCCGGGUCAGCCGGAUAGAUGACUUUGUGCUCAGGACUGGGGAGCAGUUCAGCUUCAAUACCACUGCAGCCCAGCCCCAGUACUUCAAGUAUGAGUUCCCUGAGGGAGUGGAUUCAGUGAUUGUCAAGGUGACCUCCUACAAGGCCUUUCCCUGCUCCGUCAUCUCCAUCCAGGAUGUUCUGUGCCCUGUCUACGACCUGGACAACAACGUAGCCUUCAUCGGCAUGUACCAGACUAUGACCAAGAAGGCAGCCAUCACUGUGCAGCGCAAAGACUUCCCCAGCAACAGCUUCUAUGUGGUGGUGGUAGUGAAGACUGAAGACCAGGCCUGUGGGGGUUCCUUGCCCUUCUACCCCUUCGUAGAAGAUGAACCGGUUGAUCAAGGACAUCGCCAGAAAACCCUGUCGGUGCUGGUGUCCAGAGCAGUCACGUCCGAGGCCUACGUUGGUGGGAUGCUCUUUUGCCUGGGGAUAUUUCUCUCGUUCUACCUGUUGACCGUCCUCCUGGCCUGUUGGGAGAACUGGAGGCAGAGGAAGAAGACCCUUCUGCUGGCCAUAGACCGAGCCUGCCCUGAGACGGCUUCUCUCCUUGGUCACCCUCGGGUCCUGGCAGGUUCCUUUCCUGGCAGCUCGUCAUAUGAGGGUUACAACUAUGGCUCCUUGGAGAACGGCUCCAGCUCCACUGAUGCUUUGGUGGACAGCACCGGUACCGAGGACCUGUCCUACAGUUACCAGGGGCACGACCAGUUCAAGCGGCGCCUCCCCUCUGGCCAGAUGCGGCAGCUGUGCAUUGCCAUGGACCGCCCCUUUGAGCCAGUGGGCACUCGGCCACGGCUGGACUCAAUGAGCUCUGUGGAAGAGGAUGACUACGACACACUGACAGAUAUCGAGUCGGACAAGAAUGUCAUUCGCACCAAGCAAUACCUCUGUGUGGCUGACCUGGCACGAAAGGACAAGCGUGUUCUGCGGAAAAAGUACCAGAUCUACUUUUGGAACAUCGCCACCAUUGCUGUGUUCUAUGCCCUCCCAGUGGUGCAGCUGGUGAUCACCUACCAGACGGUGGUGAAUGUCACAGGGAAUCAGGACAUCUGCUACUACAACUUCCUCUGCGCCCACCCACUGGGCAACCUCAGCGCCUUCAACAACAUCCUCAGCAACCUGGGCUAUAUCCUGCUGGGGCUGCUCUUCCUGCUCAUCAUUCUGCAGCGGGAGAUCAACCACAACCGGGCCCUGCUGCGCAAUGACCUCUAUGCCGUGGAAUGUGGGAUUCCCAAACACUUUGGUCUGUUCUAUGCCAUGGGCACAGCGCUGAUGAUGGAGGGGCUGCUCAGUGCUUGCUAUCAUGUCUGCCCCAACUAUACCAACUUCCAGUUCGACACGUCAUUCAUGUACAUGAUUGCUGGACUCUGCAUGCUGAAGCUAUACCAGAAGCGGCACCCAGACAUCAAUGCCAGCGCCUACAGCGCCUACGCCUGCCUGGCCAUUGUCAUCUUCUUCUCCGUGCUGGGCGUGGUCUUUGGCAAAGGGAACACAGCGUUUUGGAUCAUCUUCUCCGUCAUUCACAUCAUCGCCACCCUGCUCCUCAGCACGCAACUCUAUUACAUGGGCCGCUGGAAGCUGGACUGGGGCAUCUUCCGCCGUAUCCUCCAUGUGCUCUACACGGACUGCAUCCGGCAGUGCAGUGGACCCCUCUACGUGGACCGCAUGGUGCUGCUGGUUAUGGGCAACAUUAUCAACUGGUCUCUGGCUGCCUAUGGGCUCAUCAUGCGCCCCAAUGAUUUUGCCUCCUACUUGUUGGCCAUUGGCAUCUGCAACCUGCUUCUUUACUUUGCCUUUUACAUUAUCAUGAAGCUGCGUAGCGGGGAGCGGAUCAAGCUCAUCCCCCUGCUCUGCAUCAUCUGUACCUCUGUGGUCUGGGGCUUUGCGCUCUUCUUCUUCUUCCAGGGCCUCAGCACCUGGCAGAAAACGCCAGCAGAGUCCCGGGAACACAAUCGCGACUGCAUCCUCCUCGACUUCUUUGAUGACCACGACAUCUGGCACUUCCUGUCCUCCAUCGCCAUGUUUGGGUCCUUCCUGGUAUUGCUGACGCUGGACGACGACCUGGAUACUGUGCAGCGGGACAAGAUCUAUGUCUUUUAGCAGGAACUGGGCCCCUUGCUUCACCUCACGGGGCCCUGAGCUGCUCCUUGUCACCUGCCAGGCCACCUCUGUGGUACUGGGGCUGUGAGCACUGGCCCUGCCACCCAGCACGGGAUGGCCGUGGGACAAUGCAGUCUAGCCCAGGCCAGACUCGGUACAGUCCUGGGGUGGCAUUGGGCCUCGAAGCUGCCCUCCGCCAGGGAGGAGGCCUGCUCCCCUGAUUCCCCAGAAAUUGGCCAAAUUGCUGCUUUCUUCUCAGUGUUGGGGCCCUCUGUAGGCUGCCGUCCAUCCGUUGGCUCUCCGUUUGUCCCUCUGAAGGAGGAAGGAGGGAGGGUGAUGCCCGCGUGUUUCAUGCCUCGCAUUCUACCCAUCUUCCUCCUCCUCCUCCUCCUCCUCCUCCUCCUCGGCCUGGGACCUGGGGCCCUUUUUUCCUAUGCUUCUGCCCCAGAACCCUGGUUUGGGUUCUGAUCUGUGUCCUGCCACAGAGUCCCGUUCUCUGGGGCUGUACCUCGCUGCCAUUACUGCCCACUUUGGUCAGCCAGGAUGGAUAUAGGUGUGGGACUUGGGGGGCUGGCCAGCUGGUGCCAGGCUUUCGGUGCUAAGGCCUACAAGAGGCCCACGGCAGGUUCCUACCCCUCAGCCUGUGCUUGGGUUGGCUCUUUAGCGGUGGCGUUGAGCUCCAUUUGGGAGCCACGUCUCACUGAAGGGCUGAAUUUGGAGGUCGUCUCUUCAUCUCAAGCCUCCCAGACUGAUGUCAGCACCAGGAUUGGAGGGAGACACAGUUCAUCGGUCCCGUUCUGAGUCCUCAGUCCUGCCAAGCCCCAGGUGGGGCCUUUCAGUGCCAUUGACACUGCCCAAGAAUGUCCAGGGUGGGUGAGGGUUGUGCAGAGUCCAGCGCACCCUGCCUCCCCCACAGCUGCAGGAGCCCCAGUGCCUAUCUUAGAAAGGGGCUUCAGGAAGGGAUGUGCUGUUUCCCUGUGUCCCCAGCCCCAGUCUCUUGAGACCCAGGGCUGGCUGGCUUCUUGAGUCCAUCCAGCCUUCAGCCAAGUUUUGUCAGGUGCACAUGUGCGUGUGCAAACACACACACACACCUUGGAGUUUACAUGGAGUUGCCCCAGCUCUGGGCCCUCUGGCUGCUCUGGUCCUUGGUUCCCUUCAGCCCACCUGGUCCAUUCCAGAUGCCAAGGAUGGGGUGAGCAGGUUGGGUCUCGCCUUGGGCUGGGAAUGUGGUUUACUUUUCCCAACAUGUUUUUAUAGCUCUCCUUGGGCUGGGACAGGAAGUUGGUCUGGGUCUUCGUUUCAGAGCUCGGAUCUGUCCAUGCUAUGAUUGUGUUUCUGUUUUCUAUGAAUGAGUGCAUUCAAUAAAGACAACCAAAUGCG